This is a messenger RNA of Closterium sp. Naga37s-1, 1137 nucleotides long. The record is from the annotation of a GenBank genome assembly. NCBI's taxonomy places the organism in Eukaryota, Viridiplantae, Streptophyta, Zygnematophyceae, Desmidiales, Closteriaceae.
AUGCCACGCCCCAUCGUAGACAUUGGUCGGCUCGGCGCCACUUUUGCCAAUGGCUUGAUUGACACGGAUCUGCUGGACCACCGAGCCAAUGGCUUGAUUGACACGGAUCUGCUGGACCACCGAGCCAAUGGCUUGAUUGACACGGAUCUGCUGGACCACCGAGCCAAUGGCUUGAUUGACACGGAUCUGCUGGACCACCGAGCCAAUGGCUUGAUUGACACGGAUCUGCUGGACCACCGAGCCAAUGGCUUGAUUGACAUGGAUCUGCUGGACCACCGAGCCAAUGGCUUGAUUGACACGGAUCUGCUGGACCACCGAGCCAAUGGCUUGAGUGACACGGAUCUGCUGGACCACCGAGCCAAUGGCUUGAGUGACACGGAUCUGCUGGACCACCGAGCCAAUGGCUUGAGUGACACGGAUCUGCUGGACCACCGAGCCAAUGGCUUGAGUGACACGGAUCUGCUGGACCACCGAGCCAAUGGCUUGAGUGACACGGAUCUGCUGGACCACCGAGCCAAUGGCUUGAGUGACACGGAUCUGCUGGACCACCGAGCCAAUGGCUUGAUUGACACGGAUCUGCUGGACCACCGAGCCAAUGGCUUGAUUGACACGGAUCUGCUGGACCACCGAGCCAAUGGCUUGAUUGACACGGAUCUGCUGGACCACCGAGCCAAUGGCUUGAUCGACACGGAUCUGCUGGACCACCGAGCCAAUGGCUUGAUUGACACGGAUCUGCUGGACCACCGAGCCAAUGGCUUGAUUGACACGGAUCUGCUGGACCACCGAGCCAAUGGCUUGAGUGACACGGAUCUGCUGGACCACCGAGCCAAUGGCUUGAGUGACACGGAUCUGCUGGACCACCGAGCCAAUGGCUUGAGUGACACGGAUCUGCUGGACCACCGAGCCAAUGGCUUGAGUGACACGGAUCUGCUGGACCACCGAGCCAAUGGCUUGAGUGACACGGAUCUGCUGGACCACCGAGCCAAUGGCUUGAGUGACACGGAUCUGCUGGACCACCGAGCCAAUGGCUUGAGUGACACGGAUCUGCUGGACCACCGAGCCAAUGGCUUGAGUGACACGGAUCUGCUGGACCACCGAGCCAAUGGCUUGAGUGACACAGAUCUGCUGGACCACUGA